Drosophila subobscura is the source of this 927-nucleotide messenger RNA. It is a transcript of the gene mgr, whose product is annotated as prefoldin subunit 3. Gene Ontology annotation, cellular component: prefoldin complex; cytoplasm. Lineage: Eukaryota; Metazoa; Arthropoda; Insecta; Diptera; Drosophilidae. The transcript has 4 exons. Gene Ontology annotation, molecular function: tubulin binding. Bases 81 to 668 code for a protein of 195 amino acids. Gene Ontology annotation, biological process: tubulin complex assembly; protein folding; microtubule-based process. The record is from RefSeq and is a predicted model, not a curated record.
UAUCGACAUUUUGCAUAGCAUAGCACCCUCCUGCUGUAAAUUUAAUUGUAAAUUGAAAGAAAACAGAGCAGCAGAACAAGAUGACUGGCAUCAUGGACUCGGUGGAAAUGCCCAAAUUGCCGGAAAACCAAAAGACCUUUGCCGGCAUACCGGAGGCAGUAUUCCUGGAGGAGAUCGAUACGUUCAUGACCCAGCCCGAGAACGAAAACUGCGAGAAGGUGCUGCAGCGUCUGGACGAGCAGCACGGCAAGUACCGUUUUAUGGCGUACAACCUCGAGGCGCGUCGCCGGAAGCUGAAAUCGCAGAUUCCCGACCUGGAGCGCUCUCUGGAGAUGGUCAAUGUGUUGCGAAAGGAGGAUGAGGAGCGCGAAACACAAUUCCUGCUUAGUGACCAGGUGUUCAUCAAGACCCUGGUGCCGCCCACAAAAACAGUCUACCUCUGGCUCGGAGCCAGCGUGAUGCUGGAGUACCCGCUGGACGAGGCCGAAACCUUGCUCAAGCAAAACGUUACAUCAGCCGUGGGCAAUCUCAAGUCGGUGGAGCAUGACCAGGACUUUUUACGCGAUCAAAUAACCACAACAGAGGUGAACAUGGCGCGAGUGUACAACUGGGGCGUCAAAAAAAGGCAGGCCGCAGCCAAGACCACCGCUAGCAGUACGCCAUCCUAAGCUCCAGCACCAUUAAGAUCCCCAGUACACUGUGGCUAUCCAUCUACGCGUCUCCCACUUCCACUAUUUAUGUCGAAACUUCACCAAAAAACCAAAAGGUCAAUCCUCUGCAUUGCGAUCCUUGCCUGCAAGGAGCCACCAGUCACCAGCGAUCGGGAGCAAUGCUGAUUGCAGUGCAGUCUCGCCUGCUUUAUUCAUGUUCUCCACAGACGAUUAUAAUAAAUCCGCCACACAACGCAUCGAGUUAUCCAGACACUAA